CGCACACAACACAACACUCUAAUUCUCUCUCCCAGAUUUUUCAAUUUCAAACCUAAAAAAGAAAAAUAAAAAAAGAAGUGGAAAAAGGUUUGAUUUGAGGUUUUGAAGACGAGACAUCCUCUUCUCCUCCUCCUCCUUGACAUGCUCAUUCUCUUCCGAUUCGUACUUCGUUUCCUCUACCGAUCAUUUUCCAGAGUCAUGGGUUGCUUCUUCGGUUGCUUCAGGUUCAGAGACGAUCGCCGCCUCCCAACUGCCCAGCUCGUCGCUGAUCAUUCCCGUUCCAAAUCUGGUGAAGCUGUGGUAUCUCGAAAUCAUCUCUCUUCUUUAUUUUUAUCCGAAGACAAAGAAGAUGCUCCACGCGAUGCGAGGAUACAAGUUGGCUUGGGAUCUCAGAUGGAUGACAAGGCGCUUAUGGAUGAGGCCAAGUUUCUUAAAGCUUGCGGUACUUUGGCUGGGACCCCUGCUGAUAUCCGGAAAGCAUCUCGGAAACUGAAACCGUCACCUUCUUGUAGCAAGGAUUAUGAAUCUUCACGGUUUCAUUCUUGGCUUCCUAAUGCAUCUGUUGAGAAGCUCCAGUUGGAUGUUCAGACUCUUGAUCCCCCAACUCCCAUAAAACCUGGUGAACAAUGGGGAGAUGGCAGGGAUUCUUUAGACCGCACACCAAGCAGUUGUAUCUCCAAUGCACAAAACACUCAAAGUGACUCUGCUGACUCAACUGAAGGAAGUAAAGCAAGGAGCCUUUAUACCGUUGGCAAGACUUGUGAUAAUCGAUCUGAAAAAAAUGCAGCUUCAGUUUCUCCAUGGCCAACGGUUGCAGACAUUCAGAGAAAGAACAAGUCCGUACGUUUUGAAUGUGAUACUGAUUUCUCUUCCUGUGGGAGUUCUUCUGAAUAUGGUGGGGGUCCUAUGAAGAAAACAGAGUCACCAAACAAUCAGAGUGCACACAAAUCAUCACCUUACGCAACCCCUAGGAAACUAUCUGAUGAAAUGCAAACACCUGGAACUGUGUACCCUGCAACAUUAGAUGAUUUUCCUAAUGGUAAGCCUCGAGUUAGGUCCCAGUUUGUGUAUGCAUUUCCAAGAACACGAGAGAAUCUCUCUCAGUGCAAGGUGCUUGAGGAAGAAGAUUUAAACACUGAGCAAGAUUCAAGUGAUCUGAGAUCUUCUCAUGAGCAGCCUCAAAAUUCAACUCCUACAAUAGAACAGUCAAAGCAACACUCAUAUGAAAAUGAAUCUAAAGUGGAAGAAAGCUUAUCUACUUGGUUGAAGCCUGCAUCAGUCAUUGAGGCAGAGAGAAGGAAGAGAAUGGAGGCUGCUUACAGUCAGAUUCCUCUUUCUCGUAAAACUCCUGCAGAUAGGCCUAUCAUUGGGAUGGUUGCAGCUCACUGGAACGAAGAAGAAUCCGAAAUUCCUCCCCCAAAGUGGUGGGAUGGCAAUGGCAUACCAAAUUCAACGAAUAAGUAUAAGGAAGAUCAGAAAGUAAGUUGGCAUGCAACACCAUUUGAAGAGCGGUUGGAGAAGGCACUGUCUGAGGACAGCUUUGUCUCUCAAAGGAAGAAUGUAUGUGGAAAGCCCAUUGCUUUUGAUGACAAUGAAGAAAGUGAUACAGCUCUAUCUCAGAUGCAAACCUCAAGUCAUCCGCAAUCUGUAGUGACAUUUUGAUAAAUCUAUCAGUUGGUCAUUACUCAUUCCUCAAGUAUCGGUUGGUUUGUAAUAGGGUGAUGGCAGUUGAAUUACCAAUCCGAUUAUAAACACUUUUUGGUGGUAAGGUAGGCUACAAAGUGUGCCGGCGCUUGCAUUGUACAAAAAGUAAUGAGAAUUUGAGUUAAUGGGGGUAUUGGAUUAACGGAGCUUAGGGUCCGUGGACUUUAAUUAAUUUAUUUUGUAAAAUACAUUAAUUUAUUGUGGACUUAUUAAAAGAAUUAUAACAA
Molecule: messenger RNA, 1931 nt
Organism: Prosopis cineraria
Lineage: Eukaryota; Viridiplantae; Streptophyta; Magnoliopsida; Fabales; Fabaceae
Product: protein JASON-like
Exons: 7
Coding region: 142-1662 (506 amino acids)
Biological process (GO): male meiosis II
Source: RefSeq, a predicted model, not a curated record